Peromyscus californicus insignis is the source of this 7083-nucleotide messenger RNA. It is a transcript of the gene Plcxd2, whose product is annotated as phosphatidylinositol specific phospholipase C X domain containing 2. Gene Ontology annotation, biological process: lipid metabolic process. Gene Ontology annotation, molecular function: phosphoric diester hydrolase activity. The transcript is spliced from 4 exons. The record is from RefSeq and is a predicted model, not a curated record. NCBI's taxonomy places the organism in Eukaryota, Metazoa, Chordata, Mammalia, Rodentia, Cricetidae. The coding region runs from base 554 to 1576 and encodes 340 amino acids.
GGGCCGCCGGUUACACUUCGGAGAGCGUUUCAGGAAAGCACAGGGCAGGGGGCAGACAAGCCGGGUGGGGGCGGGUGGCAGGCAGGCCCAGGCUGGGUGCUAGCCCAGGGACACCCACGGAAGCACCCAUGAACUAGAGAUGGUGCAACCCGGGCGCGCACGUGUUGUGCAGCCCGCUGCAUGUCUCUAUACCCUGUGGGCACCUGUCGUGUGAGUAGCUGCGGGUGUGGCUCUUCCUGGAUGCUGUGGGUGUCAGUGAGGUUUGUACCUUCGGGCCUGCCUCCCCCGUCUCCCGAGGGAAACUAAGAAGUUUAACUGAGCAGGGACACUGAGGAGAUUAAGGGAGUGGAUCUCAGAAGCGAGGCGGAGAGGGUGGGGACUGCGGGCACAGCGGGUAGGGAAGCACCUAGUUAACCCAUCUCCCGGCCAGAAAAAGCGUCUUGAAAAGGCUGGCGUGACCCAUGUGCUCUGAAAUGUCUAGAGAGCCCCGAGCGGUGAUGAUCACAGAGUGAGUGGCACUGGGCUGAGCCUGUCUAAAUCGUGGACAAGAGGGAUGCUAGCAUUUAGAAAGGCCAGGAGGAAACUCAGGAUGGGCACCAUCUGCUCUCCCAAUCCCAGCGGGACAAAGGCGGCCUCGGAGGUCUGCAAUGCUGACUGGAUGGCCUCGCUCCCCCCUCACCUCCACAACGUCCCCCUUUCCAAUCUGGCAAUCCCAGGCUCCCAUGAUUCAUUCAGCUACUGGGUAGAUGAAAAGUCCCCAGUGGGGCCUGACCAAACCCAAGCUGUCAAACGCCUCGCCCGGAUCUCCUUGGUGAAGAAGCUAAUGAAGAAGUGGUCUGUAACUCAGAACCUGACCUUCCGGGAGCAGCUGGAGGCUGGCAUCCGCUACUUUGACCUGCGUGUGUCUUCCAAGCCGGGGGACACCGACCAAGAGAUCUACUUCAUCCAUGGGCUCUUUGGCAUCAAGGUUUGGGAUGGAUUGAUGGAGAUUGAUGCAUUCCUCACUCAGCACCCUCAGGAGAUCAUCUUCCUGGAUUUCAACCACUUCUACGCCAUGGAUGAGGCCCACCACAAAUGCCUGGUUCUGCGGAUCCAGGAGGCCUUUGGGAACAAGCUGUGCCCAGCCUGCAGUGUGGAAAGCAUGACACUUCGAAGCCUGUGGGAGAAGAAAUGCCAGGUUCUCAUUUUCUACCACUGCCCCUUCUACAAGCAAUACCCAUUCCUGUGGCCAGGAAAGAAAAUUCCAGCACCCUGGGCAAACACCACAAGCGUGCAAAAACUGAUCCUCUUCUUGGAGACCACCCUGAGUGAGCGAGCCCCACGUGGGGCCUUCCAUGUCUCCCAGGCCAUCCUCACCCCAAGAGUGAAGACCAUUGCCCGAGGUCUGGUGGGGGGUCUCAAGAACACACUAGUUCACAGGAAUCUCCCUGCCAUCCUCGACUGGGUGAAGACUCAAAAGCCUGGAGCCAUGGGUGUCAACAUCAUCACAUCUGACUUCGUGGACCUGGUGGACUUUGCCACGACCGUGAUUGAGUUGAAUGACCUUCUAGAGGACCGAGCUCUGACUAAGUGUUGAAUUGAUGCUUUGUUUAAUUUGAUGUUGAGAUUGUUGAGCUAAGGUAGGAUUCUCGAAGGUUCCAGUUAGGAAGGCUCACUGCUGGUCAGUCCUGGAGAAGUGAGGAAGAGAAAGAGGGCCCUCCCCCUUUCCUCACGUAGCUAUUUGGAUAAAACUCUGGGGAUUUUCAUUGCAUUUCCCUAAAUGAGACUUUUAAAAAUUUAAGUCUAAGGGAAGAAUGCGUAUUUUAUAUGGUCAAGGUCAGGAUCUCCCCAGUGGCUUAUGGUGGCAAAUAGAAGGCGGAAGUAUGGUUUCCUGAUUCCAUGGGCUAUGCAACAUCUUAAAUGACCCAGCUUCCUAUCGUCUUCUGGGGGCAUUUGAGCCUGUGUGAAGACUAAAUCGGAAAGGCAUUCCUGGUCAGAAGAACAGCAAUGGCGCAUGCAGUCAUAGACCACCCUCUGGGAGGUCUUUGCCAUUAACCAAGAACUCUGAGGGGCUCCUAGGAAGCCAAGCUCCAGGUUCUCUCUUGAACUGUACAAUAUCACCACUUCUGUACGAGAGCAAGACCUGUUUAUUACCACACUGUUCAGCCACAGGCUGGCUCCGGAAGUGGUCCCCUCAAGUUUUCAUGUAAACAGUGCACACUACCCUUGGCAUCAGAACUGUAUUUCCCUGACUUAAAGUAUUGAUUCUUUUCAUUUCCUUUUGGGCCCCCUCUUUAAAAUGAAAGGAAUGGUGGUGGGGAAUCAUUUGUGUGAGGGCCCAACAGGAGCUAAAUGUGCAUGUUUGCUGCAUGCCAGAAUUCUUUGAUUUAAUCCUGUAGCUUUCUCCCCAAGUGACUAUCGGGAAAGUCCCUGCGUCCCUUUGGCACAGACUUCUUGGGAGCGAGGUCUUCAAGCCGGCACUGGAAUCAGUCUUUGAUGGUUGUCUGCCUGGGACCUGGUCUGCUGCGGGACACAAUGCUAAGCGGACACAACGCUAACCCGAAGGCUGCUUGUCCGUGACACACUGGAGGCUGACACAGGAUGUGUGGGAAUGUGCAAUGGCGUUAAAGGAGACAGUUCCAAGCGGGUUCGGAGCCAGUCUGUAACCCCGCAAACGAGACUACCUCGGGGAUAUGUAGGGUGACUUGUAUAUCGUCAAGUGAGGAAAAAAAAAAAAAAAAGCAAUGCUGGAACAUUUCCGCUUGUUUUUCCCUUUGGUCUUUUUUCUGUGGAUCAUCCCGCCAACUAGCCACCUCUGCGCGAGGGCUUGGAAACUCAAGAGGGGAUUUCUUUUUUUUAAUUGAUAAGAAGUGGUUUUUUUUUAAUUGAUAAGAGCCCUCUUUUGUUUCCUUUGUUUUCUGUAUUUAUUCAUUAUUUAUUCAGAGAGCAAGCAUCUGCAAUGUUUCUUGCCUCAAGAGCACUCACACAGAUGUUUACUGGACUUUUCCUACCCAAGAUGGAUGCUGCUGUGGUCUUCCACCCACGCACUGGAUGGUGCAUCUCAGGGCUGUGAGUGAUCUUGGACUUUGCUGUAGAGGUCCUACCCUACCCCAAAUCCUGCUGAGGAUGGUGUAUAGGUAUGGAUGAGAUCCCGAUCCAGGAAGCCACUGCCGAAGGCAUACACUGGGACAGAAGGGAAAGGGUCAUGAAAAACUACAUGGGCACUUCUAUAGAGCACUGGAAAGAGAGGCGCUAGGAAGAACAGCUGAGCACAGACAUGCUUUGAUACCCCUCAGCCCUACCUGAGAAUCCCUGAGGAGAUGUCAGAUUCCAGGUUCCUAAGGAGGAAUAUAAACAGGCAAUUCUGAGGUGUGGGGGGAGUGGGCAUUUACAGAGACUGCUGGACCCUCUCCUAGGAGCUCUCAUAUCUAUCCUUUGGCUUCCUAGUUAGGUUGUGCAUGCUGACUGCAGUGAGGAGAUCUUGAGCAAGCUAUUGAAAACACAUGCACGCCCAUCACUCUUUUUCAUCUGGCCUUUUUUUCUUCCUAAAGUAAUUUAGGCCUUGACUUUGUAAUCUCCAUAGUCCAUGGAGGCCACAGCACAAAGGCCUCUGGGAAAACCUGGUUUAAUUUCCCCUUGUUCUUGAAUUUUAAUCCAUCCCAGAGGAGGCUUCCAGAAUGAUCUUGUCAAAUUUGGUGGAGCCUUCUUCUCUGCACCGGGCUUCUUCAUUGCAUAGGAGUAUGUACCCUCGUCGUCUUAAUGGCCCUCCAAUUAUGAUACUGAGCCUCUCAAAGAAGCUCUGAGAACCUUGACCUACCCUCAGGUUUUUCUUUCUCUUUUUCUUGUUGCAUUUUGUUUGUUCGUUUGGUCUUAAUUUUCAAUCAGUUACCGGGGUCUAGGUCGUUCUCCAUCCAUUAACCCUUUGUUACUUGGCAAGGAGAUAAGGAGACAGAGGAGAGCCACUCUGCUCUGUUUUAGCGGAGCCGCAGCUUUGUCCAGGUGCUUGGUGCUACGGGGCUCCGACGUGUCAGUGGGUAUCUGCACCAGAUAUCCAGUUCACUUUAAGGCUGUCGACUGUUCAGUGAAUCGUUUACUUCGUCUUUUCCUUUUGUUCUUCAAUGCACAGUUGUACUUCACUUAGGACAUGCACGUGCACCCCAGUAUUUGCAUGCUGCACCGUCAAACAAAACACAGAAGCACAGGACACUCCCACGGCCACGUGUAUGGCCCCUGCUCCUGUAGUGAGCACAUGCGCUAGCUCCUCCAUGCUGCUUUAGGGUCUUGGCCUUGUUGACAUUUUGAAAGUCUGAGGGGUAAGGGGGAGGGUUAUUCACAGUUUUCCCUGGUAAUUAUUCAAAUCUCUGCCCCAAGACAAAGGCUUCCAAUGAUGUAAAGGCUGCAUGUAUCCUGUUCCUUGGAGACCAGGUAGAAUCUCGGGUGAGAUGGACAGAAUAAACAGAAUUUAGUUCCCAUGGCUCAUUCUGCAAUAGUUACCAGUAAGAAUUCUGACCCCCACAUGUCACGUGUUCUCAAAAUUCCUGGCAAUCAUUCAGAUCAAAAUCGGGCUCUCACAAUUGUUCAGAAUCAAUGUCAAGAGCAACUAAAAUGCUGCUUUGUUAGCUUGUUAGUUUCACAGAAUUGGGGGCCAUUUCCCUUUAGAAAUUGAACCGAGUUCUUCAUGCGCUUUCUGCAUCAUUCCAGCACGGCCCAGUUUCCUUGAUGGGCCAGACAUGCUAGGUUUCUGAUGGUUAAAACUCAAAGCUUGAACACUGAACUGCUCAAGUUCCAUGUCUGUUAGGGAUAGAGAGAGAGUUCUUAGGACUGAAGAGAGAUCUCAGGGUAGACGUGAUGGAAGGGACUGAUGAGUGUUUCAGGAUUUGGUCUGACAUCAUGGCAGUCUUAGAAAUCAUGCAAAAAAAAUGCUCAUAUUUGCUGCUUGAGAUUUGAUACUCAUUAUUUUCUUUAGUGCUGGGUCUAAUCCCUUGAAUUUUUUAGAAUAGUUACUAAGAGUUCAAAUCCAGGAUUUUAUAUACAUGCAAAGAAAAGCACAAGAUCUGAGCAGAGGUAAUGACAAACCUUAAGAAUCUCAGGUCUUUCAUAACUUCAUAUUCACAUUCGAAAUGUAUGCUUCUAUUCAAGAAGGCAACGAAGUGGAGCAGUCUGAGAUUAAAUGGAGCUUUCUGGUGUAUUGGGAUAUCCAUGUGGGUUUUUUUUUCUUCAGUCUUACCAGUAGGAAGCAAUCCCAAAGAGGCAUGAUACAGCCCGGCCAUUAGCACAGAGUGAAAGGUGAAGACCCAGAAGAAAUUCAGGCUGAAAGGACAUUGCUGUCUUCUCUAAGAAGCAAAAGGGCUACACAACAACAUCAUAACAGAAGUUUUAUGAUGUGCUUAAUGGUCUAUUAAGUUCUGGGAUACAGAACCAGAUAAUGAAUGGGCCACAGCCUCGAGAUCUCCUCCCUUAGCUGAGCAACUGAUCCUGGGCUAACCUGUCCUUGGUUCUUUCAUCUUUAGUAAUGAUGCAAAUCUCAGUUGACUGGUCCAUGAUCUGUCUGGUACAUCUUAACCCUCUUCUUAGGCUGCUUCCUUGUAAUUGGUACCCUGGUUUCAUACUCCAUAGCAUCACCUUGGGACACAGGAGAGUGAACUGACCGAAUAACAAGUGGUGUCGAUGUAAACUUCCCCUUAUUUCCAGAUGGUUCUAAUCAGCUCUUUACUGCCCCAGGAGACCGCCUAUUUCCACAACCUUUGGAUUCCCCCAGCAUUCUGCUCCAAAAACUGGCACUAACGGCCACAUGUCUGAGCUAGCCGAACUCGGAGGCAACCCUGUGAUGAUGCUAAUGAUUUAAAAAAAAAAACAAUAGUAAAGUUUUGGACACUGUUGAAAAUCUCCUGAGAUAAGGAUAUUCUGCUCUCGCAUCAAGUGUGUUUUAGCAUCAACUCCAGCAAACUUGUUCUUAGGAUAUAUCAAGCCCAUUUUAAAACAAAAUGGUUUGACUAAGCCCUCCCACCCUUGGGGGGAAUUCAGAAGCGUAGGCUGUUGAGGCGACUGCAUCGACAGUCCAGAGGCAUUUUCUGUCCUCCUGUCCUUCUGUCCCAUGCCCUUCACAGAAUGCUACUUUCUCCUGUCUACUAGCGUCCCCCGUCAUCUGCCAGUGACCGCAUCACAAGAUGCUGAUAGAAGGUGCGGUCCGACUGUCGUGAUAGUUACUCUUUACUCUUCUCCAACGCAUUGUUCUGCCUCCUACUCUCUCACCCAGGCAUUAGCACUAUGCUUAACUGGAGCCCUGAAAUGGGGACCAACACUUAAUUCAGAUAGCACAGGCUUGCUCACAGUGUCAAGCCCACUAAGAAGCAUAGCACUUUGAAAAGUCAUAUAGGCCUUUGGCAGCUCUGUACAGUUGCAAUGUCACACCUGUUAUCAGUUUAUAGCACUAAUAACACAUCAGUUAUAGAUCUAUAGUGUCAAGAUGGUAAGUCUUAGAUCAUAUUCUAGAAACAAUAUUACCUUGCUGCUACUAAUUAUUACCCCAAUAUUCAUAAGUAUUAAAUUCAGGUUGUGUAUGGAUUAUUUGUAUUAUGUGUAUACCAACUGUAAUACUUAGCCUCUGUGAUCAGUAAUUUAAAAUUACAGAAAUUGUCAUAGUUAAAAAAAUUCUUGGUCAGUUCAAAUAAUUCAUGUAUGUGAUAAAUGCUGUAAUGGAGAUUCCGUUUUAUCUUCUAUUACUUGAUUUAUACUGCAAUGCAUGUGGUUUGCUAAACUUAAGAGAUAAUCAUCAAUUUUACCAAUUUUAAGGUUAGGGAUAAAAUUGUGCAUAUAUGCUACUUGCUCCUCUGAAAUGUGUUCUGUGGCUUGUCACCUUCAUAGAUAUUUCACUUGACUUCUUUCCCUUUAGGAAGUGAUUGUUCAAUUACAUCCCUUUUCUUCUUCCUUGUAACCUGGAUUAAAUCACACGAUUCAUCCUAAAAUAUUGUGAAGCCACAAUACCUCAUUUUAAUUGUGAAAACAAAAAGUGUGAAUAGGUCCGAUCAUGUGAUAUGCUUCCCUGUGUUUGAUUUGAGCCACUUAUCAAGGUUUAAUCUUAGUAAUAAACAUGAAUCUUUAAUA